Cydia strobilella is the source of this 792-nucleotide messenger RNA. RefSeq lists its product as uncharacterized. Gene Ontology annotation, molecular function: zinc ion binding. The coding region runs from base 149 to 625 and encodes 158 amino acids. The record is from RefSeq and is a predicted model, not a curated record. The transcript is spliced from 5 exons. Lineage: Eukaryota; Metazoa; Arthropoda; Insecta; Lepidoptera; Tortricidae. Gene Ontology annotation, cellular component: nucleus.
GUCAUGUCAUGUCAAUAAUCAUAAUAAUCUUGAUUUGAUUUGAUUAUUAGUCUGUGAUUGUUGACUUGAAAAUUCGGUUGAGAAGAGCUAUUUUUUCUUAUAUAAAUGAAUAUAAAAUCGGUAAAAAGCGUAAAAAGUAACUAAUGUGAUGGAAUCGACAAACCAGUGCCACUGCUGCCUGCAGCGGCCUUCGGCGAAAAAUUUGAGGGCACCGUACACUCGUCUUGGCACAACGGAAAUAUAUUCUGUCAUGAUCGAAGAAUGCUUUGUAAUUAAACUAACAUCGUGUGACGAUGGUAUAAGUGGUAUCUGCGAGGUGUGUCUGGGGCGCCUGCGGGAGGCCAGCCUCUUCAAGAUGCAGGUGCAGCACUGCCAGGCCAAGCUGCAGGAGAGGUUAGAGGGAGGGCUGAGUGUCAAAGACGAGGAAGGCUUAGAUGAACUAUCUGCGGAUGGCGCGUACAGCGAGUCUCCCAAGCCUUCUUUACUUUGCCUCUGUCCUCGCGCGCCAUGCAGCAGCUCGCGCUGGGGUGCUCCGCGAGGCUCGAGCUCGAACAUUUCUUACUGUCUUUAUCCUCGCCUCUGUCCUCGCGCGCCAUGCAGCAGCUCGCGCUGGGGUGCUCCGUGAGGCUCGAGCGCCUCCGCGACUCCCCGGGCGCGAGCCGGCCGUGUCCCGUGACGUCACACCGCGACCCGAGCCAGCCAAGUCCCGUGACGUCACACCGCGAGCCGAGCCAGCCGUGUCCCGUGACGUCACACCGCGAGCCGAGCCAGCCGUGUCCCGUGACGUCACAC